GGGUCGAGAGCGUCUGGCGUGGAGAAUUCAGGGACCUACUGGAGCCAAAGGCUUUUCCCUCACUUGAUAUGGCUGCGGCCGGCGAGCGACCGAGUCGUCCGUGAGGAAAGGGAGGCAAAGCUUUUCCGAGAUCGUCUCAGCGAUGGCGCUUCGGUCACGGCUCUGGGGGUUGUCCUCGGUUUGCAGGAACCCGGGGUGCGGGUUCGCAGCUCUCUCAACCAGCUCCAAGCCAGCGGCGAAACCUGAAGUGGACCCUGUGGAAAAGGAAGCUGUCGCCCCAGAGUUCACCAACCGGAACCCCCGGAACCUGGAGCUCUUAUCUGUAGCCAGGAAAGAGCGGGGCUGGCGGACGGUGUGGCCCUCCCGUGAGUUCUGGCACAGGUUGCGAGUUAUAAGGACUCAGCAUCAUGUAGACGCAUUUGUGGAGCAUCAAAAUGGCAAGGUUGUGGUUUCGGCAUCCACUCGAGAAUGGGCUAUUAAAAAGCACCUUUAUAGUACCAGAAAUGUGGUGGCUUGUGAGAAUGUAGGCCGAGUGCUGGCACAGAGAUGCUUAGAGGCGGGAAUCAACUUCAUGGUCUACCAACCAACGCCAUGGGAGGCAGCUUCAGACUCGAUGAAACGACUACAAAGUGCCAUGACAGAAGCUGGUGUGGUUCUACAGGAACCUCGGAGAAUCUAUGAAUAAAUGGAAGCAUUAAUUGUUUUGAACAUAUAAAACCAUCAACUACUACAGCCAUCAAAAGAGAACAUCUGAAAGAACAGCCAGCAUGGAAGUUUUACGGCAGUAUUGUCACAGUGGAGUAUUAUUUGUAGUUAAGGUCAUCCUCCUCCCCUUUCUCUUUGUUAAAUCAAGAACUGCAAUCUGCCCCUCUCGGACUUGAAACAGAUGUAAGAAAAGCAGUCAUCAAUUAUAAUUAACUUUCAAAGGACGAGUCAGAAGUUGUUUAUAAAUUACAAAAUAAAGGCAUAUUAUGAACUCUUA
This is a messenger RNA of Cebus imitator (Panamanian white-faced capuchin), 982 nucleotides long. RefSeq names its product mitochondrial ribosomal protein L18 (gene MRPL18). Gene Ontology annotation, cellular component: mitochondrion; ribosome. The transcript is spliced from 4 exons. The coding region runs from base 143 to 685 and encodes 180 amino acids. The record is from RefSeq and is a predicted model, not a curated record. NCBI's taxonomy places the organism in Eukaryota, Metazoa, Chordata, Mammalia, Primates, Cebidae. Gene Ontology annotation, molecular function: 5S rRNA binding; structural constituent of ribosome. Gene Ontology annotation, biological process: translation.